Molecule: messenger RNA, 1092 nt
Organism: Sardina pilchardus (European sardine)
Lineage: Eukaryota; Metazoa; Chordata; Actinopteri; Clupeiformes; Clupeidae
Product: reelin domain-containing protein 1-like
Exons: 5
Coding region: 1-1092 (363 amino acids)
Cellular component (GO): membrane
Source: RefSeq, a predicted model, not a curated record
AUGACGACCCUGCGAUCCCCGAGGAGGGCGUGGUGUGUGUGUCUGUGUGUGUGUGUGCUCUCUGGCGGUGCCGCAGGCUUCUCUCACGGGGCCGCGUCAUCGUCCUGUCGGGAUCUGAAGCCGGGUCACGUGGGCGCUCAGCACACACACCACACACACACACACCCGGCCUUCACCCUGCAGCCCAGCCGGACCGAGUAUUUACCACAACAGACCCUCACAGUGUCCCUGCGCAGCGCGCGUCCCUUCAUGGGCUUCCUGCUGCAGGCGCGGGCGCUGCGGGACGACGCGGUGGUGCUGGGCGAGUUCCUGCGGCCGCCGCCGGGCACCCAGCGCACGCGCUGCCUCCAGGACGGGGACACGCUCACGCACGCCGACAAGCAGCUCAAGAGGAACAUGUCCUUCACCUGGAGGGCCCCGCAGCAGCCCAGCGGAGACCUGCGCUUCUACAUAACAGUGGUUCAGUCCUACUUUGUGUACUGGUCACGAAUCCAGUCAGCUGUGGUGCAUGAUGGGACUCGUAGUUUACUGAGGAUAAUGAAUAGCACAGCAGGCGUGAUCAGGAAUAGCCAGGACAAACUACGGACUACCAGCUUAAGCACAUUUAGCUCAACUCACACCCCUCUGGUUCCAUCCAUCUCCCCCCUCAUGGACCCCUCCCCUGCCCCACGUUUCUCCUUCCCUGACCCCGUGACCCCUCUCGCCCCCCCGCCCCGCCCCACACCCCUGCCCCCCUACCGUCACCCCAACCACUCCGCUCCACCGCUGCUGCUGCCCCCUCUCGGAAGACCUUCCAGGCCUCCAGCCACGGAAGGGGGGCGUCCGCGCGACGGCGCGCCCAGGAACAGGGCCCCGGAGCUGGGCCUGCUGCUGGGCUGCUCGGCCGGCCUGGGCGUGCUGCUGACGCUGGGGCUGCGCUGCCUGCACCGCCGGUGCUGCCGCAAGCACAGCGAGCUGCGUCUGAGCGAGCGAGGAGGAGGAGGAGGUGGAGGAGGAGGAGGAGGGGAGUUACUACAGGUGCGCAGGAUACGCCAGAACAGCCUGCUGCUGCUGCAGACGGAGUACAACCUCAUUACGCCACCAGGGAACUGA